AACAACACUGGCGUCCGGGCGCUGCUGCGGUACCAGUCGUGACCGCCCGACAGUUCGCCUUUUAACCGCUCAUACAUAUAAUUCGCCUUACACCACCGACGGGAACAGAACAAUUAAGAGACAUUUACAUCUGGGAAACGGUUACGACUUGUUUUUACUACCAGACUGUAAAAAUAUCAGCGACUUUUUCGAAGACACACGGCCAGCUAACGCGCGUUAGCAGGUUAAAUCAGAUUUUUCUGAGGCGCACAGGAAUCGCAUAUGACCAUCUUCACGAUGUAUUUGCUCUUGGAUUACUAAUUUGCCACAACAAGUUGCCGUUAAACAUGGACAUGUAGACACCUGUAUGACGGAUCAUUUCUCACAGUAACGCUAUACUGGGCGCUGCUGAGUUUGCUAACUGGAAGGAGCAGCUCGACAACUUGCCCUGAAGUUUGUCUGUACUAAACUGGACUCUUAUCUGCCUUAAUUUACUGGCGUUAAGAGGAAACGACGACUGAAAUUAUUACACCACCAAUGCACAACCAUAUACAGUCGAUCGUCGAUAGUUUUGGCUAAAUUAGGGACCCUCCGGACGUUUUCCACCUGGCCUUAUAUAACUUGGAGUCCUCGGACUCGAUUUUACUCUUCUGUGCUUGGAACAGUUUUGUUUUGUUUUUUAUCAGCUAGAGAGUUACAUUUAAACCGUCUAUCCUUCUACGGUGAUAAUCUUUCGGUAUUUCCACCGAAAACUCACGGAAAACCACGUAGGAAGUUGAGAUUCAAUGUUGACACCCAGUCGAUACUGUUUGUCAACCGAGGGAUUGUUUCUGGCAGUUUUGUUUGAUUUCCUGACAAAUCACGUCAAAUAUGAUUUAAUGAGAGAAUCAUAUCAAAAGUAAUCUUAACUAGUUUGGCACAAAGGGCAAGUUGGACUUCGGACACUUCUCAUCGUGCUGUACCCAUGUCACGUUUCAUUGAAUUUUGAGGGCUGUGAACACAUUCAGUUUUAGAAAAAAACUGUCAAAUCCAGUCUCAAAAGAUGUCGACCAGGACACCACUGUUACCAAUGAUUGAUCACUCAACUGGCCAGAUUCACUCCGACUCAAAGACCAGCGGACGCUCCAACAUGCUUCACUCCACAGCGGACGAGCAGCCCCACAUCGGCUGCUACAGGCUUAUGAAAACUAUCGGCAAAGGAAACUUUGCCAAGGUCAAACUCGCCAAGCACAUCCUCACUGGAAAAGAGGUGGCAGUGAAAAUCAUAGACAAGACACAGCUCAACUCCUCCAGUCUUCAGAAGCUAUAUCGGGAAAUGAGGAUCAUGAAGCUUUUGAAUCACCCAAAUAUUGUGAAGUUAUUUGAAGUGAUUGAGACUGAGAAGACCCUCUACCUGGUAAUGGAAUAUGCCAGCGGAGGUGAGGUGUUCGAUUACCUAGUAGCCCAUGGCAGAAUGAAAGAAAAAGAGGCCCGAGCCAAAUUCAGACAGAUUGUGUCCGCGGUGCAGUACUGUCACCAAAAGUGCAUUGUCCACAGAGACCUCAAGGCAGAGAAUCUGCUCCUGGAUGCAGACAUGAACAUAAAAAUUGCAGAUUUCGGCUUCAGUAACGAGUUCACACUGGGCAACAAGCUGGACACGUUUUGUGGCAGCCCUCCCUACGCUGCCCCCGAGCUCUUUCAGGGCAAGAAGUACGACGGGCCGGAGGUGGACGUCUGGAGCUUGGGGGUCAUACUGUACACACUGGUCAGCGGUUCUUUGCCGUUUGAUGGACAGAACCUAAAGGAGCUGCGAGAACGAGUUUUGAGGGGAAAGUACAGGAUUCCCUUCUACAUGUCGACAGACUGUGAGAACCUGCUGAAGAAAUUUCUUAUACUCAACCCAACCAAGAGGGGAAGUCUUGAGCAGCAGAUUAUGAAGGACAAAUGGAUGAAUGUGGGCCAUGAUGAUGAGGAGUUGAAGCCCUACAUUGAACCCCAGCCCGACUACAAGGACCCUAAGAGGACAGGUCAGCACCACAGCAAUGCAACGGUUUGGAAGAGAGAAAUCAUGCUGCGAAUGGGAUACUCUCUAGAAGAGAUCCAAGACUCCCUUAUCAACCAAAAAUACAAUGAUGUCAUGGCAACUUACUUAUUACUGGACUUUAGGAACGCCGAGCUGGAUGAAUUGUCAAUAAAGCCCCGCUUAGCCAUUGACCUCACAAACAACGCCCAAUCACCAUGUCACAAGGGACAACGCAGUUCCUCCAAUCUGAAGUCCCGCAGAUCCACUGACCAAAGUUCAUCUGUUUCCUCCAAGCGUCCUCAGGGCGACAAGCACAUCAGCAAUUCAGGCAGCUCCACUAAAGUCCCACCCAGUCCGCUGAUCUCUGGAGACAACAAGAAUACUCCAACCCCUUCCACAAACAGCAUCCUCUCCUCAGGCACCAGCCGCAGCAGGAACUCUCCAACUGCUGAUAGACACACUUUGGGAGUGCAUAAUGGCAAGGACAGCCUGAACACUCCAGGGUCCCGCACCUCAACCGCCUCGGCAGCCGCGGUCCUCGCCACCUCGUCGCGCACCCGCCACCAAAAGUCUUUGUCCACCUCUGCCCACCCAAGUCCCCCAGACCUCCACGCACAUCGCCCCAGCACAACCACACAGAGAAAUACAGUGGCGUCCCCCUCCGCUCAGAACAUAAACAUUUCCUCCGUGACGGACCGUAACAAUUUCUCCCGAGGGGUGACAAGCAGAAGCACUUUCCACGCAGGCCAGCAGAGAGCCACACGAGACCAGCAAGCCUCGGCAUACAACGACCCCUCUGGCUCCCCGUCUCUAUCCCAUAGCAACAGCCAGAUGCGUCGUCCUGGGACGGGCAUCUUCAGCAAGUUUACUUCCAAAUUUGUACGCAGAAAUCUCUCAUUCAGAUUUCCCAGAAGGAGUCCGUAUGAGGGAGAGUUUCAAGAUGAGGCCAGCAGACCCAUGUUGAGCACAGCGGACAAGAUGGAGAAAGGUACCCAGGGACUGCCCGGUGACGAAAACAAGGACUCCCUGUCAUCUUCACCAGCAUCCAGUACCCUUUCGUCCACCCAGGCCUCACGCGACACCAAGCCUCGCUCCCUACGCUUCACCUGGAGCAUGAAGACCACCUCCUCCAUGGAGCCCAAUGAAAUGAUGAAGGAGAUCCGGAAAGUUCUGGACUCCAACAGCUGCGAGUACGAUUUGCGCGAGCGUUUCAUGCUCCUCUGCAUUUCGGGCAACCCAGCGCAUGACGAUUAUGUCCAGUGGGAGAUGGAGGUGUGCAAGCUACCUCGCCUCUCUCUCAACGGCGUGCGCUUCAAACGGAUCUCUGGCACCUCCAUCGCCUUCAAGAACAUCGCCUCGAAGGUCGCCAAUGAGCUAAAACUGUGAGAAAGCUGGUGAGGUUUCUGGGAAGAAACGUGUGGAGCCCAUAAACUAGGGCACUUUGAGAGAUGGCGUUGUAAGCUUUUUGGCAGCAAUGAAUGAGUCUUGAGGCUGUAAAGAGGGAAAAUGUAUAAGACAGGUAUAUGGGGGACAUUUGUGCAUAUAGACAUUUUCAGGGGGUCUAUUUUUUGGGGGAGGUGUUCUGUCUUGGUUUGGGUUUUCUGUUCCUUUAUCACCCCAACCCCUUCACCCAGUGCUUUGCGUCAUCUUUUAUUUGUGGCGAUUUUGUUCAAGUUUUGUGUUUUUUUUCUUGGACCACACAAUUGUCAUCAGUUCUGAAAGUUAAGAGAAUGCCAGACAUUGAUCAAGUGGAACUGUUUGUCGAUGUUUUUUCUCAACAAACACAAUCCAGCUACUGUCAUGGAAAGUUGAAACCCCCAUACCCUGAAUCUUAUCCCUUGUUCAAACAAAAAAUGAUAAACCAACAUACCAUACUACUUGAUCUUACUACCAAUUUCAGGAUACCUACAUUGAGCAGAGGGGAAGAGAUUGGUGGUAUGACGCUCUGAAUGUACAACACAAAAUAGCAACGGGCAUCUUGGAUCUAUGUGGUUAGAUCAUCUGAUUUUCAUAUCUGACCAAUAAUAAUAUGGUAGCUAAUCCUUACCCUCCACCCCAUUUCUACACCACACCGUCUUAUUUCAGCUGAAAUGGAAGUGUUGACUUGAACCCUCAUUGUGUUGGAGGUACAUUACCUAUUGACACUUUGUGCCCUGACAGUUAGUUUUGUUGUUGUUUUUUUCCUCUACUGCAGAAGUUAUAUAUCUGAAACUAAUUAAGGGCCAAUUAAGUAAUUAUUGGUGGGCUGUAGUUUAACUAAGAAUUGCUGGUUGGAUCCAAUCUGCUGCACUGGAAUGAGUAUGUGUUUCGUUGCCUUUCUCUGGAAAAGAUAAUAUUAUUAUUAUUAUUAUAUGAAUAAACCAGAAGUUGGAUGA
Triplophysa dalaica is the source of this 4356-nucleotide messenger RNA. RefSeq names its product MAP/microtubule affinity-regulating kinase 2a (gene mark2a). The coding region runs from base 1022 to 3367 and encodes 781 amino acids. Gene Ontology annotation, biological process: protein phosphorylation; intracellular signal transduction; microtubule cytoskeleton organization. Gene Ontology annotation, cellular component: cytoplasm. Gene Ontology annotation, molecular function: ATP binding; protein serine/threonine kinase activity; tau-protein kinase activity. The transcript has 19 exons. NCBI's taxonomy places the organism in Eukaryota, Metazoa, Chordata, Actinopteri, Cypriniformes, Nemacheilidae. The record is from RefSeq and is a predicted model, not a curated record.